Messenger RNA from Triticum turgidum subsp. durum (durum wheat), 549 nucleotides. The record is from the annotation of a GenBank genome assembly. NCBI's taxonomy places the organism in Eukaryota, Viridiplantae, Streptophyta, Magnoliopsida, Poales, Poaceae.
AUGGUUUACACGGGCAUGCCUGCUGUGAUGGUUGGGGGUUCCUUUUAUUGGUUGCUUUAUGGUUAUGGGAAUUCGCAACAAAUCCUUGAAUUUGAUUUGGAUAAGCGGAGCCUAGCUUUCAUAUCCAUGCCAGUGAGUGACAUUGGAGACAUGAGAGAUGGCAAUAUUUGGGUUAUGCCGGCAGAGGGUGGUGGCCUUGGUUUACUCUUUCUGAGAGGCAUUUGUGCCCAAUUAUGGAAGAGGAAGACCGAUUGGAAGGGUGUUGCCUCAUGGGUGCUGGGAAAAACUGUUGAAUUGGACAAGCUACUUUCCCUGAAUUCAGAGAAGCAGAGAGAGCGCCCAAGGAUACUCGGGUUUGCUGAGGACAAUAAUGUGGUGUUAUUGUGGACAUCUGUCGGCGUCUUCACGGUCCAGUUUGAAUCAUUGCAGAUCAAGAAAGUUUUCGAAUCCAGCACCUGGUAUCUCUAUUUUCCAUUCGAAGUUGUCUAUACUGCAGACGGGUGCAUUGGUGGUGGACCCUCUGGAGCUAAACUUUUGUACAAUACAUAA